Molecule: messenger RNA, 696 nt
Organism: Alternaria alternata
Lineage: Eukaryota; Fungi; Ascomycota; Dothideomycetes; Pleosporales; Pleosporaceae
Exons: 1
Coding region: 1-612 (203 amino acids)
Source: RefSeq, a predicted model, not a curated record
AUGACCGACACAUUGAUCACUCCAGAACUGGAACAAGUCAUCCGUCAAUUCGCAGAUGCAGCAUAUAUCCGAUAUCUGCAAAAUGCGCCCCUCUUAUCUCAUCUACCUACUAUGAUCCACCUGAACAUUCUAAAUGCUCUAGCCGGCAAUGCUUCGGUUCUUGGUCUUUCAAAGUCAUGGCUGCUUUGCGACUCUGUAUCUCCUUUGACCCAGCAUAGACCGCUCGAGCUCGCGUGCCCUCGUGUCCUGUUUCCCACGGUGCUACAACUGACCACUUCGCACCACCCAUGGGUGGAUUUGUUCCCUUUACCUCAACUCCGAGAUAACAUCCUCCGGGCAGCUUUACAAGACCCGCACUUUGAUGAAGAUGAGUUGUGGUUCGAUCUUCUGGAGACAAAGUGCGCUCCUGGUCGUGCUGAGAGUCCGUCGCUUCUGGUAUGGGGCGAACCUUGGGAUAUUUGGAAGUGGGAAGUCAAUAAUGAGUUUCUGAGGAAAUGGAGUCAUCUACUGGACGGAUGUACGACGUUGUUGGAGUCUACAAACAACUGGCGAAGAAGGAGAGGUGAGAGACCCAUCUCAUUCUCGUCAAAUGCAACUGAGAGCCGUCGAUGAUGUAGCGGUCUUGCAUUACUGCUACUGCUGGAGUGAACAUCAAUCGACGUCCUUCCGCAUGGCGACCAUGAACAGACGGUGUGC